Micromonas pusilla CCMP1545 is the source of this 942-nucleotide messenger RNA. RefSeq lists its product as uncharacterized. The record is from RefSeq and is a predicted model, not a curated record. NCBI's taxonomy places the organism in Eukaryota, Viridiplantae, Chlorophyta, Mamiellophyceae, Mamiellales, Mamiellaceae. The coding region runs from base 1 to 942 and encodes 313 amino acids. The transcript has a single exon.
AUGGCGGCGACCGUGGCCACCAUGGACGGCUCGCUCGGAUUCGACGCCGUCGUCGUGUGCACGUCGAACGCGGCGCAGGAGGCGUACUGGCAAGAGCGACUCGAGCGCACGCGCGGGCAGGCGGCGAAGAAGGGCGCGGUCAUCGUCGCCGUGCACGAGGACUGGGCCUCCGACGGCGCCGGGAACGGCCUCGGGACGCUCUACGCGUACGCCAAGGCGCGCGCGCAAGCGAUGGCGCGCGUCGACGGCGCGGUCGACCUCGACGCGAUGCUCGCCGAGGGAAAGACCGUGGGGAUCUACCACACCGCGGGGAAGGGCACGCGCCUCGCGCCGCUGCCGGGCGCGGAGAACAACAACAAGCCGGGCGUGAAGCUCCCGAGCCUCGUGACCGUGGAGGGCGCGCGCGCGGACGACCCGCCGACGACGAGCGAGCUCACGAUUCUCGAGGCUGUGAUCCGACAGACGGGGUGCUACGCGCCGCGCCGCGCCGGGCGAUGCAGCGUCUUCUGGGGCGACCAGAUCUUCGUCCCGAGCGCGGGGCACCUUCCCUCGGGGGCGCACCACGCGGACAUACUCGCGCGGAUGGGGCCGAUGCCGACGGAGGAGGAGUGGGCGGCGAAGGGAUUGGAGAAGUACGGGCUCAUCGCCGUCAACGCCGCCGACGAGGCGGCGCAAGUCGAGAAGGUUUCGUACGACACCGCGAUGAAAUUGCUCGGGUCGUUCGGCGAGGUGAAGCGCGUCGGGCCGUCGCUCGGGAGCUUCUCCCUCGGCGCGGAGAUGCUGCGAAUGCUCCUCGAGGAGUUCGCGACGGAGCUGGAGGAGAAGCGGGCGAAGAUGGACUCGGACCCGCACCUGUGGAUGCCGAUGACGCUGGAUAAGGCGCGUUCUAUCUCACACUGGUCCCCAUACGACCGCGUUGGCGAUGUGGACGCCGUUCCUUAA